Molecule: messenger RNA, 1124 nt
Organism: Hippocampus comes (tiger tail seahorse)
Lineage: Eukaryota; Metazoa; Chordata; Actinopteri; Syngnathiformes; Syngnathidae
Gene: tmem192
Product: transmembrane protein 192
Exons: 6
Coding region: 140-925 (261 amino acids)
Cellular component (GO): lysosomal membrane; late endosome
Source: RefSeq, a predicted model, not a curated record
GUGACGUUAUUGUACGGUAGCCAGUAGGCACCAAAGUAGCACCGUGUAUUUGUUGCACCUUCAUCUUUCGUCUUCGCCACCUGCUAAGACUUUGUGAUGUGUCGUUCCUUCUUCGAAAAAAGCCACAUUUUAAUCCUAAAUGGAAUCCGAGGGAGCCUUUUAUGCUCAGGCAGGGUCUUCGGUGGACAUGACCCGCAGCGAGGAGGAUUCUCUGGUGGACGGGCCGCUCAUCUCAGAUGAUGUCCUCCACGCCGCCAUCAGGACAGAGUUCCACACGGUGCCCACCGGCUGCUACGCCGUUCUGCUGUCUCUGCUACACGUGGUGUACAUGAUUUCCUCCUUGUGCGUGGUCGUUCUCUGCGUGUUGAAGCUUGGCCAGAAGGAGUUGUGCACCCACGUCCUGGAUCCCAAGUGGGGUGACAGUGCGGUGGUCUUCUGCAAAGUGGUCCUGUGGGUGCUGGUUCAGGCGUUCACCCUCUGCGCCAACUACUACCACAGGCAGGCCCGCAACAGAGGCUACUUGCUGUUCUACAGAAGCACCAACAGGCUCAAGCGGCUGCCUCUCAUCGUGUACUCCACAGGGAACGUUGUUGUAUUGAUCAUCAUGGCAGCACGACUGCCAGUUGCUGUGUACACCUACGUGCUGAUCGGUGUCUUGGCCCUGGAGCUACUCGUGGCAUUGCCCUGUCUCAUCUAUUACGCAGUCAAAGUGAGGAGCUUCAACACGGAGCGAGCGGUGCCUGACGUCUGCCGGGAAGAAUAUUUGCGCAGCUUAAGCGGCGGUAGCCUGCCCACGGAGACUGGAUUCAGAGAGCGUUCCUCGCUGGAGGAGGUGGUGGAGAAACAGGCGGACCUGAUCGAGUACCUGAAGCACCACAACAGCUUGCUGAGCAGGAGGCUGCUCAACCUCGCUGCUCAACACUGAACAGCAUCGUCGCGGUCGUGCACCCCUGUCAAGCAUGCGGGGUCCUCUUCGGUAAGACCGGGGUCAGGUCAGACUUGCGCCUGUCACCUGGAACAGACGGAUUGGACGACGUGGUGCUGGUAGUGGUGGUGGUGUGGAGGUGGGGGUGUAGCCGCACUAAAAGUGGCCGGUGUUUAAAGAGCCAUCCGGGGUCACGGGU